Molecule: messenger RNA, 4831 nt
Organism: Xenopus tropicalis (tropical clawed frog)
Lineage: Eukaryota; Metazoa; Chordata; Amphibia; Anura; Pipidae
Exons: 2
Coding region: 2919-3614 (231 amino acids)
Source: RefSeq, a predicted model, not a curated record
UGCUGUGUCUCCCACUAAUUCUGAAUCAACCCAGACAGUGCUGGUGGACUCAGAGUCAGAAUAAUUUUGGUGAUUCUCCUAUACCAGAAUAUUGGAAAAAGAGACUGAGAAAUUUAUUGUGUGCAUGCCCAAAUGUGUUUUCUACCCAAGAAUGGGAUAUAGGGUGUGCUAAAGGAGUGGAGCAUCAUAUUCGCCUUUCUGAUGACACCCCUUUUAGGGGAAAGGUCUAGACGGAUAGCUCCAGCUGACAUUGAAGAUGUUAGAGAGCACUUGAAGAUGCUGUUGCAAGCAGGCAUUAUUUCAGAAUCUAAAAGCCCUUAUGCAUCACCCAUAGUGGUGGUGAGAAAGAAAAACGUCCAAGUCCGCAUGUGUGUGGACUAUCGAACUCUGAAUAAGAGGACAAUACCUGAUCAAUAUACAGUACCCAGAGUAGAGGAUGCUCUGGCUUCCCUUACUGGUAGUAGGUGGUUCUCUGUCCUGGACCUUAGAAGCGGGUACUAUCAGAUCCACAUGAGCGAAUCUGAAAAAGAGAAGACAGCCUUCAUCUGUCCCCUGGGGUUCUAUCAAUUUGAAAGGAUGCCUCAAGGAAUAUCUGGGGCCCCGGCUACCUUCCAACGUCUAAUGGAAAAGGCAGUAGGGGACAUGAAUUUGUUAGAAGUGCUAGUCUAUCUAGAUGACCUCAUAAUAUUUGGUUGAACACUUGAAGAGCACGAAGAAAGACUUAAAAGUCCUAGACAGACUGGAAGCUAAUGGAUUAAAAUUAUCAUUAGAUAAGUGUCAGUUCUGUCAGAGCCAAGUAAAGUAUAUUGGUCAUAUUGUAUCUGCCCAUGGGGUGGCUACUGAUCCGGCUAAAGUUGAAGCCCUUUGCAACUGGCCAGUACCAAAGGAUCUCAAGGCCUUGAGGUCCUUCCUUGGAUUUUGUGGUUAUUAUCGAAGAUUUGUGAAAGAUUAUGCAGCUAUCACUCGCCCCCUUACUGAAUUAACAAAAGGAUCGUCAACAAAUUUUAAAACCGCCAAAGGCAGAAAGCCCUCUUCUUCCAGAGAGUAUUUAAAAGCCAGUGAACCUCUUGGAAACAGAUGGACUGUGGAAUGCGAUUCAGCUUUUAAAAAUAUAAUUGAUCGCCUAACUUCAGCACCUGUUCUGGCUUUUGUAGAUGCUAGUCUGCAAGGACUAGGGGCAGUACUAUACCAGGAGCAUGAUGGGAAACUACGACCUGUGGCUUAUGCCAGUCGUAGAGUGACUGAAACAGAGAGACGUUACCCAGCUCAUAAGUUGGAAUUUCUUGCUUUAAAAUGGGCUGUUGUAGACAAAUUUCAUGAUUAUCUUUACGGGGUCAAGUUUUGUGUCAAGACUGAUAACAACCCCUUAACUUAUGUAAAAACUACAGCUCGAUUGGAUGCUACAGGACAAAGGUGGAUUGCUGCCUUGGCUGCCUAUGAUUUCAGUCUAGUGUAUCGUCCAGGGUGCACUAAUGGGGAUGCGGAUGCCUUAUCCAGACUAUAUCAUCCGGAGACGAGUGAUGAUUCUGAGUGGAUGGAAAUACCAACUCCGGCUGUAAAGGUCACUUGCAAGGCUGUCCACGUUACGCCCAGCACCUAUAGAGAGAGCCCCAAUAGGUAUGCUGACUGUCUGGGAUUAUCUGAAGCUGCCAUCCCUAAGGCCUAUGCUUAUUUGGCCACUCUAAACACAUUUGAAUUACUCCAGCUAACUACUACUGACAUCAGGAGAUCCCAGCUAGGCGACCCUGAAAUUCAGCCAGUUAUGGAGGCUUUAGAAAGAGACCAGAAACCAUGCUCUGUAAGUACUUACUCUCAGAAGGUUAGAUUACUCUUUAGGGAAUGGGAUAGGCUAACUCUUCAAAAUGGAGUGUUAUAUCGGGUUACACAGACAAGAGUAGACAGACCAGGAAACAGCUAGUGAUACAUGAGAUGUACCAUAAUAUGAUAAUGACUGCUUUACAUAAUGAUCACGGGCACCUGGGGACCGAAAAGACCUUUGAACUUAUAAAAGAAAGAUUUUAUUGGGUUAAAAUGUUAGCCUCUAUAGAAUAUCACUGUAAGAGUUGUGCCAGGUGCGUAAAAAGGAAAUCCCUACCACAAAAGGCAGCAUAUCUAACAAACAUUGCUACUGAUGCGCCUAUGCAGCUGGUGUGUAUGGACUUUUUAUCACUAGAGAAUGACCGCAAGAAUUUUUCCAGCAUUUUACCCGCUAUGCCCAGGCCUACCCUACCAAAGAUCAGAAGGCCAGUACUGUAGCUAAAAUUUUGCUUAAAGACUUCUUCUUGCAUUAUGGCUUACCUGUUCGCAUACACACAGAUCAAGGUAGAGAUUUUGAGAGUCGACUUAUAAAAGAAAUGCUUAGCUUACUAGGCAUUAGAAAGUCCAGGACCACUCCUUACCAUCCUCAGGGUGACCCCCAACCUGAGAGGUUUAAUCGUACCUUGCUGGACAUGUUAGGUACCUUACGUUCUGCUCAAAAAUCCAGGUGGAGUGAGCAUUUUGAAUUCUUAGUGCAUGCUUAUAACUGUACCAAAAAUGAAGCCACUGGAUAUUCACCUUAUUAUCUGGUGUUUGGAAGAGAAGCCAGGCUCCCUAUUGAUUUGUGUUUUGGGGUGUCUGCUGAUGAAACCACUAUAGAUAGCUAUCUACAGUAUACUCAGCAACUAAAAAUGGAACUCAGAAAGCCCUAUCAUUUGGCCCAAGAAGCUGCUGGCCAUAAAAAUAGAAUUAAUAAACGGCAACAUGACCAAAGAGUGAGAGAAAAUGAUUUGCAGCCAGGUGACAGAGUUCUGAUAAGGAACUUGGGGUUAACCGGGAAACAUAAACUUGCUGACAGAUGGUGUCCUAACCCCUACAUUAUUGCUGAGUAGCUUGAUAAUCUACCAGUAUACAAACUUAAACCUGAAAGGGGUGGGGGCAUGUUUAAAACACUCCACCGAAAUCAUCUGUUGCCAAUAGGAUAUCUGGAAGGAGAUCAAAGAGCAUCUGUGUCCCCUAACAGGCACAAGAGGUUAAGACAUCAUACCAGGCAGAGGACUGCAGUGCAAUCUACCUCUUCUGAGUCUGAACUUGAUCCACCAGUUUAUGUUGCCAAUGUAGCAUCUGAUAUAGAAAGCAGCAAUGAGAAUAAUAUGUGGUGGCCAAGUCUUCAAGAUGCCUCCCCUGUUUUGGAGGCUCUGCAACCUCCAAAUAGCUGCUCAUCACCUCCUAAUUUGCAGAGUGUUAUACCUCUGAAUCCAGAAGCAGGACCCUUUCAACCUGAACUUUUGUCUGAGUCCUACCUGAACCCUUCAUUGGUUAAAGAUGCCUCCCCUUUAAUUGAGGUAGAUGAGGCAGAUGAUCAAGGUGUUAACGCUGAUGUGACUUUUGCUCGGGAGGAUGUACCAGAGCUUGAUGCUUCAUCCCAAAAGGAGUGUGAUACUAUUCAAGAUACUAUCCAAGAGACUCUUGUUCAAGAGUCUGGGGCAGAGCUUACUCAACCUUGUAUGCCACAUGAUGGGGACAUUGUUCCCACUCCACGUCGCUCAGCUAGAGUGAAUAAGCCUGUGCAAAAGCUCACUUAUGAUGUACUUGGAACUUCAACUACUGUGCCUCUUCAGGUUGUGUCUAAAUAAGUGAAUGCUGUGACCUUUAGGGUCUUUAGGAUUAACUGAUAUAUUCUAUGACCAUAGAACACAGAAUGUCCUGUAUAAUUAUUAUUGUGGCUUUAAAAUCCACAAAUACCCAGAAGCUGAUGUAUUCUUUGUUGAAACAUAUGUGGGUUACUGCUAUGCACUCAAGUACAGUGCUCUUGAGUUACUUGCCCUCUGUGUUUACUAUACCUUGCCGAGGACGUCAAGGGUCUUUUGCUGGGGAAGAGUGUAACCCUCAGGGUUGCAACUAUAUGCUAUAAGCUAUUUGACACCUUACCAGUAGGUGUCACUUAAUCUUUAGUUCAUCCUAUCUGUAAACAGUUUGAGAGAACAACAUCCCCUGUUUCUUGGGAAAGAAUGGUUUCUUCCAGAUUUCUAGAGAAGAGGAAGAGGAUUUUGACUUCCUGGUUGUCUUGGUAGCUACAGGGUCGGUUACAGACAGCCGUUGGGAGAGAGAGAGAAUUGUUUACCUGCAUAGAGGGUAAGACCCCCAAGGAAUCCUCUCUUAGUUUUAGUAAGUAUUAGCCAGCUUGUGUUACAGGAGUGGCACCCACUUAGUGUCAGUCAGGGUAGCUGAGCAGUCCAAAGCUCCAACAGGAGGUCAGUGGGUUAGUUCCCUGGUUGUACACAGGUUGAUGCCUGGCAACCCAGAAUAGGGGCCUCAGUGAUAAGGAGGGUGUUACUUAUAGAGAGGAUUCCCAUUCUACAGGCAGUGUCCGUCAGCAGACCUGGCUGGGUGAGACCAGAGAGCAUUGCUCAUAUUCUUUGUUAAAAUAUUAUAUUGCAUUGUUUCCUGCUAUUAUAUAACUUUGCCUGAUUGCUUAUAUUAUUGCAUUCACUGUCACCACUGUAAUACUUAAACAGUGUAGUGAGAUGUUACUUUUCAGUUGCUGCAUAAAUAAAUAUACUUUCUAAAGAAUUCCUGGUGCCAUUACUCUUCAUCUUAAUUCACACCACAACCUUUCUGAUAAUCCUCUCACUACAAAGAGAGAGAGCCCAGCCCUGAGUGAAAACCACUGGUGUGGCCUUAUACUGUCAUAAUAGUGCUACAUAUAUAUAUUGUUUUGGGUUGUUUUGGGGGUUUUUUGUGCGUGUGUUUGUUUUUCUUGUCCUUUGUUGUUAUCUCACUGCUGAAAAAUUGCAUAAAUACAAUAGCAAUGGGGAAACCCAUUAGGACCUGGGCUUGAUUUGUUUCUCAA